Salmo salar (Atlantic salmon) is the source of this 2379-nucleotide messenger RNA. NCBI's taxonomy places the organism in Eukaryota, Metazoa, Chordata, Actinopteri, Salmoniformes, Salmonidae. The record is from RefSeq and is a predicted model, not a curated record.
CUCUAUCAUGUCUGUGCAGACAGUCAGAACGUUAGUCAGUUACCUGAGGUCUGCUCACUUCCUGUCAAGGAGGAAGUGAGGGCGAUCGGAGAUCACCCUCUGCAAGCAAGAAAGCAAACACACACAAACACAUACACUUGGACUGCACAGAUGAAGUUGUGACCUGAAUGCGAAAGCCAGCUGAGUGAUAUGGAUAACAUGGAGCAGUGUGGACCAGUCACCAACAGAGGGCAGUGUUCUACAGCCCAUCACCACAUACUGGACCAACCAUCGGACUCCUCAUCGCCCCUUCUCUCAGAGGACCUGUGAUACACUGACCUCUCCAUCCAGAAACCAGUACAAUCGGAUAUAUACAUAUAUAUAUAUCAAAUAUACACAAACAUACCAAGGAAAAUAGCUCAAACACACAGAUGAAUGUCCAUCCACGUACAUCAGUAUGGAUACAGCCACACCAAGAUGAAUCUUCUCUAAAGGAUUUAUCCACUAGUCUGGACUGAGUUGUUGUAGGGCAGGGGUUAGGGUUAGGACUGGGUGUAAGGGAGGGGUUAGGGUUGUGACUGGGACUCCACAGUGGUGUAGGGCAGAGGUAAGUGUCAGGACUGGGUGUAGAGCAGGGGUUAGGGUUGGGACUGGGACUCCAGUGAGGAUGCUGUCUAUGGUGAUACUCGGUGUUUUCCUGUCCCUGCUCAUCCUGCUGACAGUGUUUGGUAACGUCCUGGUUUGUCUGGCCGUCUGCGCCACACGACGUCUCCGCUGCCUCACCAACUGUUUCAUCGUCUCCCUCGCCAUCACUGACCUGCUGCUUGGCAUGCUUGUCCUGCCUUUCUCCGCCCUCCUCCAGCUCAGCGAUUGGCCUCUGGGGCCGACCAUCUGCAACAUCUACAUCUCAUUGGAUGUUAUGUUAUGCACCGCCUCCAUCCUCACGUUAUUGGCCAUCAGCCUGGACCGCUACCUGGCCGUGACCGCGCCCCUUAGAUACUCCUCACUGGUGUUGCCGAGGCGAGUUGCCUUUGCUAUGGCGUUGGUGUGGGCGGUGUCGCUAGCGGUGUCAUUCCUGCCAAUCCACCUGGGCUGGAACACUGUGGACGGCAACGUGCAGAAUCGCGGCCAGGGGGACAACAUGACAGAGUGUAACUUUGAGCUGAACCCAUCGUACGCUGUUGUGGACUCCUCCUUAACCUUCUACCUCCCCUUGCUGAUCAUGUGCUGGACCUACCACCGUAUUCUUCGCAUCGCCCGGGCGCAGGCAAGGCGCAUCAUCCACGCGCGCCCCAGACUUAACAACAACAACAGCUCCUCGUCAGCCCCUCGUCAACUCACCUCAGUAACAGCAGUGGCUCUACGGGAACACAAAGCCACAGUGACUCUAGCAGCAGUGAUCGGGGUCUUCGUUGUGUGCUGGCUGCCCUACUUCACCCUGUUUACCAUUAUGGGUCUGAAGAAGCAAGAACUACCCAGCAGCCUCCCCGUGGUGCAGUGGCUGGGGUACAUCAACUCAGCUCUGAACCCUUUGCUCUACGCUGCCCUAAACAGAGACUUUAGGUCCGCCUACGCCCGCCUGCUGCGCUGUGGUUACUACGGAUACGGCAGGGGGAGGGGCCGGCCACCAUCCCCCAACACAUUCAUGACAGGUGGGGGGAAAGUAUGUGGAGGGGAGGUGGAUCUAUUGUGUGGACACUCCUCUUCCUGCAGGGCGGGGCCAAGUGAGACAGGUAUGAUGCUACAGGAAGUCAGCAGAGGAACGGCCACGCCGUCUCCUCAGCUAAACAACGGGGCCGCUGUCGCCAACGGCAACGACAGAUCCUGCUGACCCUGCGUCUAACUGUGAGGAGGAUUCAGUGUCCCACCAGUCAUGAACGCUGAGCCCAGCCAGCCUGACCCACACACCUAGCCCAGGGGUCAAUCACAUCACUGACAAGACACAAGGACUAUUUGGCCAUCUCCAGAAAGGAGAGCAGGCUACGGAUGUGAAGGAACUCAUCCAAAAUAUCACAGGCAAUCCAGAACAAGGAUUCAGAGGACUUUCAACCAAAAAUGUUUUUAUCAGAUUCUAUUUCUAUCCCCUCAACCAAUGAGCAGUGACUGGGGAAAGCCACGAGUCACUUUGUUCUCGAACACUGAUAGCUGGAAAGAAAUAUCACGGGAUGGACAGAGAGACAGAAAGACUAAAACUCUCUUCCCAGACUGGUAGUGGACUCUAACCACUGGUGUUAUUCAUAUGAACCUGACUGUAAGCUUCCAAUGUAGCAGAUACUUUGCCCCCAAGCAAUGGAAUAUGAUACCACAAUCUGACAAGGAGACUAGACGCUUAGCAAUGAUUUAAUUCAUAUCAAAAUAAUCAGUCUUCUGAGAGAAAAAUAAAAACAAUCUUUGACAGUG